Messenger RNA from Choloepus didactylus (southern two-toed sloth), 438 nucleotides. Its product is annotated as putative protein SSX6. NCBI's taxonomy places the organism in Eukaryota, Metazoa, Chordata, Mammalia, Pilosa, Megalonychidae. Gene Ontology annotation, cellular component: nucleus. The transcript is spliced from 4 exons. The coding region runs from base 1 to 438 and encodes 145 amino acids. The record is from RefSeq and is a predicted model, not a curated record. Gene Ontology annotation, biological process: regulation of DNA-templated transcription.
AUGAACAGAGACAACUCCUUUGCAAAGCGUCCCAAAGAGAAAAGCAAGGCCUUCAAGGAUGUUUCCAAAUACUUCUCUGAGGAAGAGUGGGAAGAGCUGGGAUACUCAGAGAAAAUCAGCUACGUGUAUAUGAAGAGAAACUAUGACACCAUGACUAAACUAGGUAACAGGAAGUUCUGGAUGAUGUCUCAGAAGUCAUCAAAGGAAGAAAAUCGUUCGGAGGGAGCGCCAGAAGCAGUACUCUUGAAGAAACCAACUGAUGCGGGACCGCGUCAGGCACAGCUGUGCUCCCCUGGAAAAGCAAGUACCUCUGGUCAGCAGAGGAAGCAGGCAAAAGGACCCAGGAAGGAGGCGAUUGAGGUCUGGACUCACCGGCUGCGUGAAAGAAAGAAUCUAGUAGUUUAUGAAGAGAUCAGUGACCCCGAGGAAGAUGACUAA